Molecule: messenger RNA, 693 nt
Organism: Cladophialophora carrionii CBS 160.54
Lineage: Eukaryota; Fungi; Ascomycota; Eurotiomycetes; Chaetothyriales; Herpotrichiellaceae
Exons: 2
Coding region: 1-693 (230 amino acids)
Source: RefSeq, a predicted model, not a curated record
AUGGAACCUGGUCAGCUUGUGUCCGGGCUAUCUGAGGAUGAAGCUCAGUUGGCCAUUUCUGAUUACUUUCCUUCUGACGGAGAAGACGAUGUCUACCUCACUGAUGAGGACGACAUAUACUCGACUGAUGAAGACGAAUUUCAUGAGCCAGCUCAGCUUCAAGAGAGGCUUGGAGAGCUCGCUGUUUUCAUACAAGAAGACAACUCUGUCCCGGCACUACCAAAUCUUCCCCCUUUGCCGUCUGGCUUCACUGAGCUUGAACGACAAUCAGAACUGAGAGAACGGGUCAGCCAGAACGUGGCCCUCAUACGUCAAUUGGAAUUGAGAACCUCCUACAGUGUAAACUUCUGUCUCGAUGAAAUCGACCGCGACGGUUUACUGAAGGACUUCCACAUUUGUAUCUCAGCGGCCUUCGGAAAAAUGUUACUCAGUCAAAAGCCGCCUACUCUCGAAUCAUAUCUAGCCCUACCCGAUGCCCUUACACUGGACAAGGGUGUCCUAACGAACUACCUGGUCGUCUAUAUCUGUAUUUUCCAAAAGCAUGGCCAGCCCGAGUUCCGUCCGUACAGUGGGUCUGCUCUCUCCGUUGUUACGGGAGCAUCGGCUCGAAUCAGCCAAUAUCAAGGGGUCGUUGCUCAUGGUUCUGCCAGCGUUUCCUGGGACCAGCUGUCGAUCAAUUCGAAGAAGUCUUAG